This is a messenger RNA of Trematomus bernacchii (emerald rockcod), 2018 nucleotides long. RefSeq names its product galactose-3-O-sulfotransferase 2 (gene gal3st2). The record is from RefSeq and is a predicted model, not a curated record. The transcript is spliced from 4 exons. The coding region runs from base 5 to 1801 and encodes 598 amino acids. Gene Ontology annotation, cellular component: membrane. Gene Ontology annotation, molecular function: galactosylceramide sulfotransferase activity. Gene Ontology annotation, biological process: glycolipid biosynthetic process. Lineage: Eukaryota; Metazoa; Chordata; Actinopteri; Perciformes; Nototheniidae.
GGAGAUGCUGUCCCCACCGAGGCGAUGGAUCAGGGACCAGUCUCCGGGCUCUGUCACCUCGUGUGUGAGGAGGGGGCUGUGCAGCAGGCGGCACUCUCUGUGGAUUCUACUCAUCCUGCUCGUGGUCUGCAUCGCCAUUCAGACCUUUGUUGCCCGCCAGGCCAGGAAUGACAAGCUGACAGGACUCCCACAUCUGAGAUUCACUGUCAACAAACAGCACCUGUUUCCUACAGUGCAAAAUGCCUGGGAAAGCAUCCAAUCACUUACUGCAAAGAGGGACGUGAAGUCACCUCAGACAGACAGAACUGCAGAUGUUCAUCAACAGAAUGAGGGAUACCGAAAACAACUGGAUUAUAUUCUGUCAAAACAUGUGGACAACCUUGCUAUAGACUCUCAGACGAAGGCAAGGAAAGUCUCUGCUGGGAAGCCUCUUCUACCAAAACACGGAGCAAGCCUUGGACUUCAGGUUCCUCUGGCCCUCAACAGCACUAGGAAAAGUUUGAUUCCCAAUCCGCCUAGUCUUUUAAAGGCUCACAUCAACAGUGUCCCUACUAAAGAAACCUGCCACCCAAAGUCUCACAUUGUUUUCCUGAAGACACACAAAACAGCAAGCAGCACCAUCUUAAACAUACUGUAUCGCUAUGGAGAAAGCAGGAACUUGACUUUUGCUCUCCCUCUGAACAAACACAGCCAGCUGUUUUACCCGUUCUCCUUUGCUUCACAUUUUGUGGAAGGUGUCAGCAGCCGAAGUUUGAGGGAGUUUCACAUUAUGUGCAACCACAUGAGGUUCAGAAAAUAUGAGGUUGCCAAAGUGAUGCCUAGGGAUACCUUCUACUUUUCCAUCCUGAGGAACCCUGUGGCCAUGAUGGAGUCCAUCUUCAUCUAUUACAGAAGCAUCCCAGCCUUCCACAAGACUCACAGCUUGGACAACUUCCUCGACAACAGUUGGAAAAACUACAACUCAUCGGUGACCAACAACCACUACGCUCACAAUAUCUUGGCUUUUGACUUUGGCUUCGACAACAAUGUUGCACCUGGUGCUGAUGACCUGGAGGAGAGAACCAGCAUGGCCAUUGCAGCCAUUGAACGAGACUUCCACCUUAUUCUCAUCUCUGAAUACUUUGAUGAGUCCAUGAUCCUGCUCAAGCAUGCCCUCUGCUGGUCCCUAGAAGAUGUUGUUUCUUUUAAGCUCAACAGUCGCAGCGAAAAAUCCCGUCACCCACUUUUACCAGAAACUGCAGAGAAAAUAAAGAGGUGGAAUGCUUUGGACUGGAGGAUCUACCUGCACUUUAACACCUCAUUCUGGCUCAAAGUGGAUAGUCUUGUUGGGCAAGAGCAGAUGAAGAGAGAAGUCUCUCAGUUGAGAGAGCUACAGACUAAGCUGGCAAACAGCUGCCUGAAAGAUGGGGGGGCAGUUGACCCGUCCAAGAUAAAAGACGUGGGGCUAAAGCCCUUCCAGUAUGGAGCAGCUGUAAUUCAGGGAUAUAACUUAAACCCAGACUUAGACACACAGACCAAAAUUAAAUGUCAAAGACUUAUAACUCCAGAACUGCAGUACACAGACCGUUUAUACACCCAGCAGUUCCCAGAGCUGGCCGCUAAGCAUAAACAAGAAACUAAGGGGGUGUCUCCACGGCGACAGCGCUCUGACAGGACUGGUAUGAUUGGAAGAGCCUGGGCAAGGGACGCCCAUUACAGACAGAUGAUGAGACGCAAAUUCUCUAAUCUAAAGAACCAAAAGGCCUUGACAAGUGCCCUGUUACCACACACUGACGCUAACAACAAUACAAGUAUGCCAUGAUUGGUCACUGCGACUAAUUGUCAUGGUAAAUGUUUGUUUAAUGGAAGCAGCUGUUUUGUCUCAUACUAUAUUUCUAGAAUUACCCUGGCAUGGUAUUAUCCAUCAUAUCCAACAAAAUGAAAAUGUUAAGAUGGACCAAACAAAAUAUUGUUUUGCAUUUGUUAUAGCCUUACAAAUACUGAAGCUAAAAAUGUAAAGGUGUUCUUUAAGGUGAUGA